Messenger RNA from Macadamia integrifolia, 5909 nucleotides. Its product is annotated as protein SCAR2-like. Bases 239 to 5491 code for a protein of 1750 amino acids. Gene Ontology annotation, biological process: actin cytoskeleton organization; positive regulation of Arp2/3 complex-mediated actin nucleation. Gene Ontology annotation, molecular function: protein kinase A regulatory subunit binding; Arp2/3 complex binding. The record is from RefSeq and is a predicted model, not a curated record. The transcript is spliced from 9 exons. Gene Ontology annotation, cellular component: cytoskeleton. NCBI's taxonomy places the organism in Eukaryota, Viridiplantae, Streptophyta, Magnoliopsida, Proteales, Proteaceae.
UAAUAAUACUCUCUCGUAAUCCUCUCACAGCUGCUUCCUCUGCGCACUUGUCCCACUUUGUAUAUAUUCAUUUCGUUCAAAAUCCCAGAAUCCAAUUAAAAUUCUCUGCAGGGGUUUCUCUCUCUCCUCUACGCCUGCGGAGAGUUUUCUUCUGCAGCUUUAAUGGCAGGAAUGUAGCGGUGAAGCCAGACAAGGGAGGACCAAAGCUUAGAAAAUUAGGGUUUUUUGAAAGAACGAAAUGCCGUUGACGAGGUAUCAGAUAAGGAAUGAGUAUAGUUUAGCGGAUCCUGAGCUUUACAGAGCUGCCGAUAAGGAUGAUCCCGAAGCUGUACUUGAAGGUGUCGCAAUGGCAGGUCUCGUCGGUGUCUUGCGUCAGUUGGGAGAUCUUGCUGAGUUUGCUGCACAGAUAUUCCAUGACUUGCAUGAAGAAGUGAUGGCCACUGCUGCCCGAGGCCAUGGUCUGAUGCUUCGUGUCCAACAACUCGAGGCAGAAGUUCCAUCAAUUGAGAAGGCAUUUCUUACCCAAACCAGUCAUUCACUAUUCCUUCUCAAUGCAGGUGUUGACUGGCAUGCUAAUCUAAGCAUGGAUGAAAAUCUGAUCACUCGGGGAGAUUUGCCUCGAUGUGUUAUGGACUCUUACGAAGAAUGUCGAGGUCCACCUCGGUUGUUCUUGCUGGACAAGUUUGAUGUUUCUGGUGCUGGAACAUGUUUAAAGCGAUACUCUGAUCCAUCAUUCUUUAGAGCAAAAUUUACCUUCUCUGAGACCAUUGGAGCAGAUAUUCAAAGGGAAAAGAAAGCUCGCAAAGGCAAGAAGAAAGGUUCACGCUGGAGGAAUGGAGAGAACCCAGAAUUUUACCCUACAUCACAUGCCAAAUUGCAUCAGUUGCUUUCAGAGGAGCGUAAUUGGGAUAAUAAUGUCCUUGUGCAUCAUAUGAAACUGAAGAAGAGGCAAUUGAAUGGAUUCUCUUCUGAGUCAACUACAGGGAAGAGCUACAUGGAGAGAUUUGUAGAGACCGAUUCACCUGAGAGAUAUUGUGAAAAUUCUUUAGUUCUCCCAAAGCUGAAUAUGGAAUCCAGCAAUACUUGUGAACAGGGUCUUGAAAUACGUGAAAUUAGUACUGCUAGUCCUGCUUCUAAGUUAAUGGAGAGAGAAAUUGGCUUAAUUUCAUCUGCUGAGAGACAGGAAACAGCAUUGGAACAAUCCAUGUAUGACUUGCAUGAGGAUGUCAUCAAGGAAGGCAUUCUAGAGAAGUUGCAUGAACCAAUGUGUGAUAUUGAGGUGGAAAAACUUCCUUCCAGUCUUUAUAAGUUGGAGGAUCAAAAGAAAUUAGUGGUUAAUGUUGAAAGCCAAAAAGAAGUUGAUGGAUACCAAUCUGAUGAUAUCACCAGUGAGGUGGACAAUUACAUGGAUGCCCUUGCCACCAUGGAGUCUGAAAUGGAGACGGACACUGAUAGUAGACCAAAUAAUGAUCGAGGCUUCAUCAACAUCAAGAGGCUUGGGAUGGAUCCUGACACAAAAGAACUGCAGAAACAUCAGGAUGGGUUUUCAGACUCCCACUCCGCUGGAAAUUCCAGUGAAUCAGUUGAGUAUAAUUUAUUCGAAAAAGGAAGAUAUAGUCCUUCCAACAUGGAUACUCUAAGUAAUCUGACUGUGAAAGGACCUCCUGGUCGUGAUGCAGCAGCUGAAGUGGCUACAUCUGUUCGCACUUGCCCACCUGAAAUUGUGGAUUUAUCUUCUGAAAAGCCCUCUGCAAAUGAUUAUAAUUUGGAGUCAUUGGAGUCUGUCGUCCCGGGUGGUUCUUGCAUAGAAGUAUCAGAGAUACCAAGUUCUGGUUCUGAACUUGUAGAAGCUUCUCCUGAUUCCUGUGUUACAGAUUCAAUCUCUAUGACCUCUCAUCAUUUAAGUUCAGGAGCCAAUUUGAAUGAAUUUCAGUUACAGGGGCCAGAUUUUGUUGGAUACAGAGGUCCAUCUUCAAAUACAGAAGAAAAUCUUGUUGCUGAUGUACCUCGCACAAUUAAUUUAUCUGAUUCUAAUUCCAAGAUGAAAGAUGAUAUUCUCUCUGAAGAAUCUAGGAAAAGCCAACAGGUGGAAGUAAUGGAUGGUUUGAGCCGUGAAGUAUCUUCUGAUGCUUUGCUGCAUCGAUCUGACAUCUCAGGCCUUGUGGUUGCAAGAAAAUAUUAUGGCAGCACUUUCGAUACAGUUUUUCCUGCCAAAUGUGCUGAAGAUGCUCCUACUGAUAAUAUUAACAGAAACAGUGAUUCACCACAUUCAAUUACUUUGGCCACAAAAGAGCAGCUUUCUUGCUUGGAAGGACAGGACAUAAAAGUUUGUUUAAGUACUAAGCAAUCUGAAUGUUUACGAGCAACUACCGAUACUAAUGAUCUGGAUGAUGUGAAGUCUGAUAGAAUUGUGGAAACAGAUACUGGAAUCCCAACAACCAGAGAAAACCCAGAAUAUGUGCCAUCAGCUUUAGAUAUUCAAAAGACUCGUAAUUUUGCAAAACAGGACCUCUCAGAAAUGAAAGAAGAGGUUCCACCUCAAGUGGAUUUAGAAGUAGGUAUUGGGAAUUCUGGAGUGGAAACAUUGUACAAUGAUCUGGAAGUAUCGUCUAAUACACCUGAUGGUGGGGUCGGUGAUGAACCUGCACUUGAAGUAGGCCAAUCGAACCCAUGUGGUUCGGUUGGAAAGGAUGCUUCAUCUCCUGAAUUUCCUUCCCUAUAUUUAACACCUGACUCUGCAAAGACUGCACCAGUGACUGAUUAUAGUUUGCAAAUGGGCAGUUUGAGGGACACCACCGUUAACGCAGAGGCUGAUACUGAUAGUGUUACGUAUCGGAAGCUUAUUGGUUCUUGGAAUUGCAUAAAACAGCAAGAAGAAUGCCCUUUGGGAAGCAGAGACUUGAGUGGUUUAGUAAGUGAGGCGUAUCCACAGUUGGAUAAUAUGGAAUCUUUAAGAGUGCAUGUGAAGGCUGGUGGUGAAGAUAAUGCUGAUUGUGGGUGCCUGAAUGGUUCUCCAUCCAGAAAUUUCCUAAAGUUGGAAGAUAUAUGUCAUGCUAACAACGGAAAUGUUAGUGAUAUAGAAAAUGAAGUUCAUUCAAAGUUGGACAAUUUGACUACUGGUGCAGAUCAUACAGAGGCUGAUGUUGCUGAUAUUGCUGAUUUUCCAAACCGGAUUGGUUCUUCAUCAAAGAUUCAGAUGAAGUUGCACGAAGAAUGUCUUAGCAAUGCAGGUUCAGAACAGUUUAAACUGGAAACUAUUGAGACUCGUAAUCCAGAGUUUAUUAUAGGGGAAGAUUCUCAAAAAGAAAUAAAUCAACUGGCAGCUGCUUCGGCAAACUUGGAUGUUCAAGUGAAUAACUCAGAGUCCCGAGGUCUUUCCAGUUCUGAAUUUCCCUAUGAUGUUCAUGUUUCACUGCCAGUUCAACAUCCCCAAAGUCAUUUGCAUCUCAUGAAUAUCACUGAGGUUCCUAAAUCUUCUGUGGAAAUGGAUAAAGAAUUACAAUUUGCUCAACAAAUUCAGCCUUCUGAGAGUGCAGAAGAUCCCAUUUGUACUUCAUUAUCCAACCGAAAGCUAAGAAUUCCUUCAGAACAAGCCCAGGUAUUAGAAGCUAGUCAACUCAUUGUGGAGUCCUUAGAUGGAGAGAGAGAAAGUCCUCUGUUGUCCAAUCUUCUGGAUGAACAAACAGAUUCUCUGGAAGGCAGGGAUCAGAAUUGCUGCCCUAGUUUUCCAUCCAAGAUUUCUUGGUUUGAGAAAACAGAACCUGUGAAACACAGAGGUCCAGAUGGCUCUUCUGAUGGUGCUUCUGAGUUUUCAUGUGGUGACCCUCUCAAGCGACCUCUAGAUUUUUCAUCGGUACCAACCAGCCAAAAUAUGUUGUUGACCCAUGAGCCAACCAUAGAACCCUUGGCUUCAAGCCUUCCUAGCUUUGGCAUGUUGUCUGGAACAGCCCAUGAACAAUCUUCAAAGCCACAGCCAUCGGAAGGUCCGAAUGCUUCUCAGGCUAAUCUGGAAGAGCCGCCGCUGCCACCUCUACCUCCUCUACAAUGGAGGGUCGGAAAGUUCCAACACAGCUCACUUACAGCAGAGGGAGAAAUGGCGCAACCAAGUCUGAACCCAUUCUUACCUCUAGGUUUCACACCAUUAGGAGGAGAGAUUGUACAGCCUCCGAACCCAUUUUUACCACUGAACUCCAGAGAAGGGAAGCAUCAACAUGGUUCCAAGGUGUCAGAGGAAGACAUAGUGCAUCCUGACAUGAACCCAUUCUCGUCACAAUUGCCUGCUGUGGUAGGUGAUACAAACAAUAAUGAGGGUUCUCAAACUUCAGAGGUAGUAGAAGAGAUCCAACUUCCGAACCUGCUCUUGUCGUUGCCUGCAACUGAGGAUGAGAAGCUGGAAUGUGAUUUGCUCCCUUUAGGGGAAGAAAAAGCGCAACCUAGUUUGAAUUCAUUUGCCCCUUCACCAGCUACUGAAGCAGAUCGACCCUCUUCAGACACUUUACAGGGAGAAUCAUGCGAUGUUCAAAAUCUGUUGGAGCCAGAACCAAAUAUGAAUGAUGGGGCCAUCAAAGAUGAGGAGCCUCUGAAUUCGUUUACACCAUCAAUCAUAAAAGAGGAGGAAUCUUUGAACUCAUUUGCUCCUUCACCAGCUACUGAAGAAGACCGACCCCCUUCAGACACUUUACUGGGAGAAUCAUGUGAUGUUCAUAAUCUGUCUGAGCCAGAACCAAAUAUGAAUGAUGGGACUAUAAAAGAUGAGGAGCCUCUGAAUUCGUUUACACCACCAAUCAGAAAAGAGGUGGAAUCUCUGAACUCAUUUGCCCCUUCACCAGCUACAGAAGAAGACCGACCUGCUUCAAACAGUUUACCAGGAGAAUCAUGUGAUCUUCAAAAUCUUUCGGAUCCAGAACCAAAUAUGAAUGAUGGGACCAUAAAAGAUGAGCCUCUGAAUUCAUAUGCACCACUAAUCAUAAAAGAGUCGUCGUCUCUGAACUCAUUUGCACCUCUGAACUCAUUUGCACCACCAAUCAUAAAAGAGGAGCCUCUAAAUUCAUUUGCACCACCAAAUAUUGAGCAUGUGGAGCCUGCAGAUGGUUCCUUAAUGUUAGAAGGAGAAAUGCCUUCAAAUGCAUCUACGUCAUUCACAAACGGAGAAGUUGGGGUUCCAAAUGGCAAACCUCCUAAGAAGCAACCCCGGCCUAGAGAUCCUCUAAUUGAAGCUGUUGCCUCUCAUGACAGAAGCAUGCUGAGAAAGGCGACAGAGCGGGCUCAUCCAAAGAUUGAACAUAAGAUGGAUUCAAUGCUGGAACAGAUAAGAACAAAGCAGUCCUUCAACCUGAGACCUGCGGUAAGACCAAUGCUCACAACACGACCCAGCAUCCAGGGUCCUAGAACCAACUUGAAUGUUGCUGCUAUUUUGGAGAAAGCAAAUGCUAUUCGACAGGCAACAGCUGGGAGUGACGAAGAUGAUAAUGAUAGUUGGAGUGAUUCUUGAUUGGCAUGCAUCCAAGCUAUUCAGGACUACCAUUGUAGCCUUGAGCGGAGCAAUCUGCUUUCAGGUGCUAGUUCCUGCAAAUUAAAAUGGUCAAAGCAGCGAGAAGAUUUCAGUAAUUUCCAAUGCCUAUCCCAUGCUGCUUUCUGUCUCUGUAUAAUAUUAUGUCUUCCCCAUCCCCACCCACUUCUGUCCAAAAGAGAGAGAGAGAGAGAGAGAGAAGAAAAGAAAAACCUUCUUUUUCUAUUGAAAAAUAUAUUAUGCUGUGUAUUUCGACCCGUAGGAAGAAAGGGAGAAAAGGAAAACAAAAGAAUCUCAAUGGCCAGUGGAAUCAAACGGUGGAUGUGUGCAUGACUUUGGGGUGGAGCGUUUCAGCGUGUUAGUGAUGUAUCAUUUUUCUAUUUUUAAAUGUAGAUAUGGA